CUAAGCUUAUUGACGUAUACCAUUUCUUCGAUAAAGUGGGCCGCAUAUCGCCGUCAAUUAAUCGCAAUUUUUAAUCGCCUACCGCCCGAAACCCCUCGAAAUGGAUGAAGAGUACGAUUGCAUCGUGUUGGGCACGGGCCUGAAGGAGUGCAUCCUCAGCGGCAUGCUCUCGGUGUCCGGCAAGAAGGUGCUACACGUCGAUAGGAACAAAUACUACGGCGGCGAGUCGGCUUCGAUUUGCCCCUUGGAGGAGCUCUUCUCCAAGUUCGCGGCGGCCCCGCCGGACGAGUCGUACGGCCGCGGCCGCGACUGGAACGUCGAUCUGAUACCCAAGUUCCUGAUGGCCAACGGCUCCUUGGUGAAGCUGCUCAUCCACACGGGCGUCACUCGCUACUUGGAGUUCAAGUCGGUCGAAGGCAGUUACGUCUACAAAGGUGGAAAAAUCGCCAAGGUUCCCGUCGAUCAAAAAGAAGCGCUGGCCUCCGACCUGAUGGGAGUGUUCGAGAAGCGACGGUUCCGCAACUUCCUCGUCUACGUGCAGGACUUCCAGGCGGACGAUCCCAAGACGUGGAAGGACUUCGAUCCUAACACGCAGAACAUGCAGGCGCUCUACGAGAAGUACAGCCUCGACAAGAACACGCAGGACUUCACCGGCCACGCGCUGGCCUUGCACCGCGACGACAGCUACUUGAACAGACCGGCGAUAGAGACGGUGAACCGCAUCAAGUUGUAUUCGGAAUCGCUGGCCAGAUACGGGAAGUCGCCCUAUUUGUAUCCGAUGUACGGUUUGGGGGAAUUACCGCAAGGAUUCGCGAGGUUAUCCGCUAUCUACGGUGGUACGUACAUGCUAGAUAAACCGAUCGAUGAAAUCGUAUUGGGCGAAGGAGGUAGAGUGGUCGGUGUACGAUCCGGCAACGAAAUCGCUAAAUGCAAACAAGUGUAUUGCGAUCCUACAUACGUUCCAGACAAGGUGCACAAGAAAGGCAAAGUAAUCCGAUGCAUUUGCCUGCUAGACCAUCCUAUAGCUAAUACGAAAGACGCCCUAUCGACUCAAAUCAUCAUUCCGCAGAAACAAGUCGGUCGCAGUUCGGACAUCUACGUCUCGGUAGUCAGUUACACCCACCAAGUGGCUGCUAAAGGUUGGUUCAUCGCGAUGGUGUCGACGACGGUCGAGACCGACAAUCCGGAGGUGGAGAUCAAGCCGGGCCUGGACCUGUUGGGCACCAUACGGCAGAAAUUCGUGUCGGUAUCGGACUAUUUCGAGCCCACUGAUGAUGGGCUGCAGUCGCAGAUAUUCAUAUCGCAAUCGUACGAUGCCACUACUCACUUCGAGACCACCUGCUUGGACGUGUUGGACAUCUUCAAAAGGGGCACCGGCGAGGAGUUUGAUUUCUCGAAGAUCAAGCACGAACUCGGAGACGAAGAACAAUAAAUUCAGAAGAAAUGAAGGGUAAACGUUGGUUUAAGUGAGCAGUUAUGUAGGUAAAUAUUAAUAUAUGUGGAACUAUUGUUUCUUUUUUUUUUGUUUUUGAAAUUUAAUUUGAUGGUGGGUUGAAAAAUAUUUCCGCGGUUUUUUAUUAUUUUCUUUUAGCUUACAUACUUUUUUUAUGUGUAUAUUUUUUUUGGUCACGUAAAUGUUAAGACGAAAAUGUUGUAAAAAAGGAGUCAUUGAUUUUUUUUAAUCGCGAAUUGAAUAAAUCCUUUUUUUUUUAAUUGCGAAAAUGAAUUUAUUACUCGUUAAACGUAAGUUAUCUGUGAAGUUGUAUUUAUAUAAAUAUAUUAUAGCUUUUAUUUUAUUUUUUUUAGUUAAAUGCUUGUUAAAUUUUCCGCAAAAUUUCUAAAAUACGGUUCAAACUUUUCCACCACAAUAAAUAAUCAUUGGAGUAAAACGAAAAUCCAACCGUGUUUUGGAAUUACCUAAGAUGAUAGUGUAGCUUAGGAUCUCGUACAGGCACUCGCUUCGAUUUUACUAGCGCAAAAAAACUAGUUGUGGUGGCAUUGUAUUAUCUUGUCGUACUAUUUAGGAUAUAAAUGUAAGUUAUAUAUGUUAAUUAUCACACAUACCUCGGGAUAUUCCUCAACGGCCGGACGAGAUCCUUCGUUUUGUAACGUUUUAUAAUUACCGAAAUGGAGAUAAAUAAACGGCUUUACACGCCCCGAACCUAAAUAAAAUACUUCUCCGACGUUUUCGUGAUUUGCUCCUUUUUUUUGGCAUCCUUUUUGCGAGAAAUAUUUUCGUUUAGGCGAGGAACUCGAAAAAGCUUUGGCAUUCCAUUUGAUUUAGACGCGAUUCUUGUGUUUCGUGCAAUCGUAUUUCUCAUAUUUUGUAUGCACAAUGAUUGCGACUCUCAUUUAUUGUUUCCUGUA
Molecule: messenger RNA, 2367 nt
Organism: Phyllotreta striolata
Lineage: Eukaryota; Metazoa; Arthropoda; Insecta; Coleoptera; Chrysomelidae
Source: the annotation of a GenBank genome assembly